This is a messenger RNA of Hemiscyllium ocellatum (epaulette shark), 2469 nucleotides long. It is a transcript of the gene sema6bb, whose product is annotated as sema domain, transmembrane domain (TM), and cytoplasmic domain, (semaphorin) 6Bb. The coding region runs from base 82 to 2469 and encodes 795 amino acids. Gene Ontology annotation, biological process: axon guidance; negative chemotaxis; semaphorin-plexin signaling pathway. Lineage: Eukaryota; Metazoa; Chordata; Chondrichthyes; Orectolobiformes; Hemiscylliidae. Gene Ontology annotation, molecular function: semaphorin receptor binding; chemorepellent activity. The record is from RefSeq and is a predicted model, not a curated record. The transcript is spliced from 14 exons.
ACUGAAAGUGAACAGGACCCUCUUCAUAGGUAGCAGAGGCUGACCUGGCGAUCGAAUCAACAUGACAUUGACAUCUGCAGAAUGAAAGGCAAAAAUGAGGCAGAAUGUCGGAACUUUAUCAAAGUACUUCUGAAGAGGAAUAGCAGCACGCUCUUCAUAUGCGGAACCAAUGCUUAUAAUCCAGUGUGUGCAAAUUACACAAUGGAUACGCUUGAAUCUCUCGGACCUAGUAUCAGUGGUAUGGCAAGAUGUCCUUAUGAUCCCAAACAAGCCAAUGUUGCACUCUUUGCUGAUAAUAAACUUUUCACUGGGACGGUCACUGAUUUCCUAGCGAUUGAUGCUGUCAUCUAUCGAAGCUUGGGUGGCAGUCCAACCCUCCGAACAGUCAAACAUGACUCCAAAUGGUUCAAAGAACCAUACUUUAUCCACGCUGUAGAAUAUGGUCGACAUGUUUUCUUCUUUUUCCGAGAAAUUGCUAUGGAAUUUAACUACUUGGAGAAGGUUGUUCUCUCCAGAGUUGCUCGCGUCUGUAAGAAUGACAUGGGUGGCUCUCAGCGGGUGCUUGAGAAGCAGUGGACAUCCUUCCUGAAGGCGCGCUUGAACUGCUCAGUGCCAGGAGACUCCCACUUCUACUUCAACGUCCUCCAGGCCGUGACAGACACCAUUCGGAUUAAUGGGCACACUAUUGUGCUGGCCAUAUUCUCCACUCCCUCCAAUAGCAUUCCUGGAUCUGCCAUCUGUGCCUUCGACAUGGAGCAGAUUUCCAGCAUUUUUGAUGGGCGUUUCAAGGAGCAGAAAUCCCCAGAGUCUAUAUGGACGCCAGUUCCUGAGGAAUUGGUUCCAAAACCAAGGCCUGGCUGCUGUGCAGGACCUGGAACAAAAUACAACUCCUCCAAUGGGUUUCCAGAUGAGAUGCUGAACUUCCUGAAGACUCACCCCCUGAUGGAUGACACGGUCCCAUCGCUAAAUCAUGGGCCAUGGAUUAUAAAGACAACGAUCAGGGAUCGACUGAACAAGAUUGUGGUGGAUACAGAGGCUGGACCCUUUAAGAAUUACACAGUGGUGUUCCUCGGCUCUGAAACUGGAAUUAUUCUUAAAUUCCUCAUUAGACCAACUGCAAAUGCAAACUUUGCCAAUCGCAGUCUAUUUCUAGAACAUUUUGAUGCUUACAGCCCAGAGAAAUGUGACAGCAAUGGACGACAGAACCGGAGGAUUGUGGGAAUGGAACUCGAUAAGAUCAGUGGGACACUGUUGGUUGCAUUUCCCUCUUGUGUCAUGCGUGUGGCAUUUGCCCAUUGCCAGCAGCACGCUGUUUGCAUGAAGAGCUGCAUCGGUACUCGUGACCCGUACUGUGGCUGGGUUGGAGAUGGAGUGUGUGCAUACUUGGAACCAGGAACCAGUAUUCCAUUUGAACAAGAUGUCGAGCAUGGAAAUACAACCCACCUGGGUGACUGUGAAGGCCUGAUACAUGAAAGCUUUGUUGAAGAGCCCAAUGGCCUGGUUUCUGUCAACCUCCUUGUGAUAUCAGCCAUUGCUGCCUUUGUGAUUGGAGCAGUCAUCUCCGGAUUCAGUGUCUGCUGGUUCAUUGGCCAUCGGGACAAAAAGGAUACAGCCCGGAGAAAAGACAAGGAAACCAUCCUUUCACACAGCGAGUCUGUAGUCAGUGUCACCAAGCUAGGCGGCAUGGUGGAGCGACGGUCCAGGGGACAGCCAGAAACCUUACUCGCUCCACUGAUGCAGAACGGCUGGUCAAAGAGCUUGAUCAAAACCAGCCAGCAUCACCUUGACUCGACAGUAUUACCAACACCUGAACAAACACCAUUGCAACAGAAACGCAGUACAGGCAUGAGAAGCUGUGAAUGGGAGCAGAACCUGAUAAAUGCAAGUCUAAGAGAUCAACCAUGUGCAGGAUCACAGAUGAUCCUGGUUGAUUCCUCGCAUCAAGCAAUGUCCCAUCACCUUAGCAAUGUGCGGGUCAUUCCCACUUCCCGCCAUUCUUUCCAGCGGGAUCAGGAACUGACAAGUGAUAAUAAAGAUGUCGUGGACAAUUAUCUUUCACACAGUAUGAGAGAACAACUUGAGAAUCCAGGUUCUCACUAUAGGUCAUCUUUAGGUGGCAAUGGAGGUAGCCAUGCUUUUGUGGAAUAUUCAGUGUCUCCUCAUAGCAGUCCCAAAAGGAGAAGGGGUGCAUCAACACCCAUAAUGCCUCAGGACUACAUUGGGGAUGACCCAACAUGUUCCACACAGUGGAAUUACGAGAAAGCAAGUGCACCUGUACCUUCACAACACGUAAGGAAUCAGACUUUUAGCAGAGGGGAAAGUUCGUCAUCCCUGCAGAGAAAGGACCCAGUGCCUGUACAUCAUGUACAUCUCCACCAACCAGUCCCACCUGUCACUGGGCAACCUGACCGUGCAGGCUUUAAACCACCAAAAAAGUCAAGUGUCGAAAGGACAUCCUUAGCAAAAUGA